Messenger RNA from Aplysia californica (California sea hare), 3971 nucleotides. Its product is annotated as EF-hand calcium-binding domain-containing protein 14. Gene Ontology annotation, molecular function: calcium ion binding. The transcript is spliced from 15 exons. Lineage: Eukaryota; Metazoa; Mollusca; Gastropoda; Aplysiida; Aplysiidae. The coding region runs from base 451 to 2250 and encodes 599 amino acids. The record is from RefSeq and is a predicted model, not a curated record.
UAGUUUGAAAAAAAAAAGGUUUCUCACGUUUCCUUGAUAAAGUCUUUUUUUAACGAUCGUUCUUUUUUGUCCGGGGUUUUCUGUUUGCGGGGUGUUUGCAUUACAUUACACCGUCUCCUCCGCGUCAUUAGCGAUCGAUAGUUCCAAGUUCCGGGACAUCAUCAUAUGAUUGAUCUUGAACUUUUCAUCAAAAGUCGCAUUAGACGCGGGCUAGCUAGAUCUAGUGACCAUGGAUAACCUAGGCCUUUCAUGGAUGUGUUCUUGAAUUGUUAUCUCAUGCAAAUUUUGCCACACAAAGAUUGCCGAAACAGACGUUUGUCAUGGUGUUUUCAGCAAGCAUGUCAGUGUGAGGUGCUGGAUGUUUUCCCAGUAGUAGCGUUGUGACCCAGAUUUGACUUUUGUGCUGAUCAUUGCCUCUUGGUGGAGUAAGAGGCCUCACGGCUAGCUAGCAUGAUGAAAGCAGAUGUCGAUUAUAAGUUGCCAAAAAGGAUGAAAAAGCGUCGGCAGCUAGAUGCCUUAGUGGACACUGUCAAAUUACCUCGGAACCGAAUAAACAGCACCAGUGCUCAGGAGCUACUUGACUAUCACUCAGAUUCUUCAGAUUUGGAGGAGUACUCGGCCAGCUCUAUAGGACAUUCCAGGAAAAAAUGUUGCUUAUGUCACACGGUUGUGGCUCGCAUUGGGUUAUUCAUGGUCACUAUGGCAUGUCUCACAACAUGUGUUGGGUUGGUGUGGGUCCAGUGGCACAUUCGACAUGAACUUGAUAUUCUGCGCAGAGAAGUUAAUUCAGUGCAGAAUGCGGACAAAACCUCUCCCGAACUGAUGAAGUUCCAGUCUCAGCUGACUACUAUCAACGGCACGGUCAACAGUCUCAAAGCGGAGAACAUACAGAGCAUGACCAAAGACAUCAAGGGACUGAAGGACCAGAUGGACAAACUGGCGGCAGAUACAGAGAGAUUGUCCAAGUCCGUGACAUCAGCCUCCGAGAUUCUUGACAUUCCAAACAAACUGAAAAGUCUACAAGAAACUGUUGCGACUGCUACAAACGAACUUGUGGACUUGAAGCAGAAAGUUGAGAAGCUGAUGGAACCAAAGCCCUCUCCUGCGUCGCCUUCUGCUGCCAGUACGCCUGCCUCAGAGCUCAGUGCUGCAGGUGUAGAUGCACAGUAUGCGACCAUGCUGUCUGAGGAGUUCUUGAAUCUGAACAGGUCAACGGUCUCCCAGUUGUCCGAGGUGCGCAAAGCUCUGGACCAGCAGUCGAGUCGAAUCUCUGUGCUGGAGACUUCGCUGGCAGAAGCACACCCAGCUGGACUGGGUAUAGAGGCCAUUGAAGACAUCGUGCAAGGGACGGUCCGUGAGAUGCUGGCGAACACUACAAGCAGAGCGGUCAAUGAUGGGCAGAACACAGAUCAGGUUAGCGCUGAGCAGCUGGACAUUGUGAAAGAACAGGUUGAGAGCAUCAUGGGAGAUGUCAAGAAGAUGGAAUCAGCCAGCGAUCGAGUCAGUUUUGGGGAUUACUCUGCCUUCAAAGAGGACACAAUAGCUAACUUUGAGGAGGUCAACUCGACCCUGCUGAGCCUGAACCGCGAGCUAGACGCGGUCAGCAUGAGGAUCAGCUCGAUGGGUCAGAACCUGAUCAAGAUGACCACUGCCUUGGGACAGGGGGGUUUGUUGAUGCCCGGGCCUGUCAUGCCGGAAGCUUCUGCAGCCUUUCCCAGUAACGGUGCAGACGCUCCUUCUGAGGGAACCGCAGCCGGGGAAAGUACAGCUAAUGCAGCAGCCGGGGAAAAUACGGAUGGCGCAGCAGCUGAGGAUAGUACAGAUGGGGCAGCAGCUUGGGAUAGCACAGCUAAUGCAGCAGCCAGGGAUGGUAAUAUACCAUCCAAUGAUAGCACAAGUGGUAAACCAUCCAGUGAAAAUGGGAUCCCAUCAGAGGGUGAGAGCAGUGGUCCUCCACAAGAUGACCUUCCCACAGUGUCCACAGCUGCCCACGAGACACCUGCUCCCACUGAGUCCCAAAACUCUGGUCUAAGUCUGUCCAAUGUGAAUACCAUAGAAGAUCUGAAGAAGUUCAUGAGCACCCUGCCGUUAAAAGAAGGACAGAUUGAGCUUUCAGUCCUCACCCCGUAUCUAGAUAAUGCAGACUUGGAUCAGGGCAAAAUGGAAACUUUUGACUUGGAUAGAAAUGGCCUUCUCUCUGCGGAGGAAUUGGCUGCAGCGUUGGGGUUACAGGAUAGUCCAAGGAGAUAGUUGAUGGAGGACACUUGGGUCUACAGUGCUACAGAAGUUGACACCGGCGCUGAACACUUGCUUGGGACACUUGGACAUCUGUGCAACCUCCACCUGUUUGUCCUAAGUGGAAAACGUUUCGAACAAAAUCCCUCCCCUGGCCCGACCAAUUGCCAUUGUGUAGCAAUGCGACAGAAUGAGUCUCUCGUUACAUACGCUCAGCUGUUUGGAUAAUUGGACAAAAUCUUGAUUUGUCUGUUCUAGCUCUCCUACUUCAAUUGACUGUAACUUUGGAACUAAAGUAGAGCGAGACUCAUACCGUUUUCACCCUUUUGUAAGUUUGAACAGAUAUAUAUUUAAUUUGUUGCCCAUGGUGUCAUAUUGUGGAAAUGUGGCCUGUGACUCAAUUUUGUUGUGUGGCUACACAAGUAUUUAGAACAAAAUCCCUCCUUUGAUGUGCCCACAUAUUGUAUACCUGUCGCUGAUUUUUUCGCUUGUUUUUUAUAGUUUACAUCAGCACGAGUUUGUCUGUUUGUUAAUGUAAAUUAAUAUAUUUUUAUUAGCUGAUGAUAUUGCGAUGGUACAAGUUGGACUUGCAGACGGUUUAAAACUGUCAAAAUUCUGAGUUCGGAGGUAUCUUAUUUACAAGUUUUGUCAGUCUUUCAGGGGGCUGUUUAUGGAAUUUAAGGCUAAAUUGUGAGACUACAAGUAUACGCAGUGCAGUAUGUCAUGUAUUUUAUUCCAUUUUUCCUCGUUGAGUGGCUGUAAAGCAAGAAACUGCCGAGUUAGAGAGUCGGGGGCGUUUUUAAACUGUACUUUGUAAAGUGAUUCUAGGCAACAUGCUACAUUUGUCUUGCUAUGACUGUAGAUGUUUCGAUUUUUAGUGACUGAUCUGAUGUGGAUUCUGGUCACCUGGAAGUUGUCUAUUCCAUAAUUAUAUACAAAUCCCAAUACCAAUGUCCUUCCCCUUUGUUUGACCUAUGGUUGUUUUUUUUUUAGGAUGAGAUUUUUGUGAAAAGUUGAAAAAGAUCCAUGGGCUUGAUUUAAUGCUGUGCAAACGUGAAGUGACCUUUGCUUGCAGAAAUAGGAAGUAUUGAAUUUCACGCUCUGAACGGUCAUUAUUUUUGUACUGACUAGCAGACUUCUCCUCAGGAUAGUAAAGAUAUUGAGUGAGUUGAUGACGAGGCUCUCAUGUCAUUACAGUCAGUUACACACCCUGUGUUCUCACUCAGUCACAGAAAAUGUCUUACUUUAACCCAAAUUCAGAAAUUUGUGCUUUGUAAUCUGUUCUGUAGGCAGUGCCGCUACAAACUUUGUGCAUGAGAUAAUAGCAUAUUUUAAGAGACAGCAGCACAUAUUAUAUUCUGUAUUGGGUAUUUUUUCAAUCUGGCAUUAGUUGAAAGCACAGUAGAAAGUACAACAGAAAGGUGCUAAGGUAUUUAGUUCGUACCAGAUGCUGCCCAUCAAUACUUGGUUAGUGAUACCACAUGAUGUUAACCUGUUUACAUAAUAUGUUCUGUUCUUUUGGUAUCUCAUUAACAAUCAUUAAUCAGUUCCCACCUAAUACUGACCUUGUUGAUUUCACCGAACGCUUUUUUAUGGUUAAAAUUUAUGGCUUGUAUUUAUAUCUAUAAUUGCCUACAAUUCAGAUGAAAAGUGUCUCAUGAAGUCAAGUGUGUGUAUAUGUCUGUGAGUUUGUGUAGAACAAGAAUAUACUGUCUGUGAGUUUGAAAAAAAAAAAA